ACAGAUGAAAAUAUCCACAUUUUUUCAGAACAAGGCCGAAAAUCAAGUCCCAGUCCAAAGUAAACUCUUCACUAGUGUGGGCACAAGCAAAUCUCAAAAACAAACUUCUACUGCAGUUACCCAUGAUAAUGCAAACAGGAAAUGCAGCCAUAUUGCUUCUUUUUCAAUACAGAGGUCUACAAGUAUGUCUGCUUCAAAGAUGGAAUCUGUUACGGCACAAUCAGAUUCAAUAACGAAAUCUCUUAUUACGAAACAUACUGCAGUGUCCUGUAUAGUCAACAAUACAGAUGUUACCAUGGUGACAGAUUGUAAAGCAGAGCAGGAGUGUAUCCCAGAGACCCAGAUUGUCACUCCUGUGAAGCCCCGGUGUAAUCACUUUGACGGCAGUGAGAGCAGUCCAGAUAUUACUGCUAUUCCAGACACACCGGAGUCCCCACUGUCACACAGCAAGGAGAGGAAGACGUUCAGAAGCAACAGAAGCUUCUUGAGACCAGGCUUGCUGCUUGGCAUACGACCAGGAGCAAAGCAAGGACCAUCAAAAAUCAUUGAAAAGCCAAAGGGAAGCUUAAAAACAAGUCUAAGCCUGGUUUCGGUUCAGUUUAAUACAAAAAAAGACGGCUGUAUAGAUUUAACUGAACAAAUUGAAUGCAUACAGAGCCCAACAGCCAUAGAAAAGAAGAUGCAGGAAUGCUCUGCAGAUAUUGAAGGAAAUGAUGGAAGCAUAGAUAAAGAAGAUACCCCAACAAAGUGUUAUGGUUCUGUCAACACGCACACAAAGAGACUUGCAAAAAUGGGGUCUUCUCCUGUUGCCAAAAGAAUUUUGACUUUGGAGAAAAAUGAGUCAUCUUCUGCAAGCAGCUCUGGUCUUUUAUCAGUGCAUAAAACUGAAGUAGAAAAUGUAGAAAAAUCUAUGGUUAAACGAGUCCUAUCUUUAAUGGGUAAUAAUGUGGAUUCUCAGGUGGAAAUGUACAGUACUAAGCAGCGUGAUUAUCAGCUUGGAAUAACUAGAGCAAAGAAAAAUAAAUGUGCUGAAGAUUUUGAUGAAAAUGAUGAGUUGCUAUCUGAAAUACUGAAUGAAAUUGUAUCGAAACCUGUACCUCAAGUAAAGAAACAGAUAUCUAAUCUUACUUCAAGACCCCAAAUGAAAAUACCAAUAAAAAAAGUCAGUGCUGUGGAAAUGAAAUGUAGAAAUGACUCGCUACAUAAAUGUUUAGAUGUGGACCCAUUGACCGACGAUGAUUUGAUUUUGUUUAAAACUCUUGAUUUGUCUUUUGAUGAAAGCUUUGACACUGAGAUGGUACAUUCUUCCUAUGUGUCCUCGCCGAGUGUUAUUUUAGGUAAUCCCCAGUGUUGCUGCAUUAGUGCUCUGAAUGGACAAACUUGCAACAGAAGCCAUUGUAGAAAUAAAGAAAGUAUUAAACAGGGUGGACAAGUCAUUUUUGAAACUGGUGGUGUAAAUGUGUCUGAGAAACAUUUCGAUAAGAAGGAAGAGAAAUGUCCCUCACAAGACAGCAUGACUUAUGGUUUGUGUGCCUCUGAUACUGAAAUGCGAAACGAUGUCUCGGAAUUUCCACAGUGUUCUGCCUCACCAGAGUCUGGAGAUGAGAAAACAUCGAGGUUUUAUGCUUCAGACAUGGAAACAAAAACUGGGAUUGAUAGUUCGCAAAGUGAAUCAACAUCAUCUCAAAAACAUAAAAUGUCUAAUGUGUAUGUCUCUCAGUGUUCUGACAUUAAGGGUUCACGAGCAGAUGGUUGUUUGAUUGACAGCACGGAGGUCCCUCCCACAUCUUUGGUAUCCGGAGUUAGUGACAACCCUGAUAGACAUGCCUCAUCACCUGACAGCCAGUUACUUUGUGAUGAGUUUGACAGCUUCACCUCAUUUGAAAAUGAGACGUUAUUUUCUCAAAUGAGUGGUGUGAGACCUGCUGAUAGAUUUGGAAGAUACAAGGUUAUCAGAGUUGAGUAUGCAGGACAUGAUUUGGUCUUAGAGUUGCAGUCAGAUAUUAAUGGAGAAGAGAAGACUUGUAUUUUGCAGGAUUUUUGGGCAGACAGUCAUGUAAACGAAGGUAACAUCGUUCACAUCCUGGGUGAGUUUAAUGAGGAGAAAAAGUGUUACAUCAGUGACCGGUCCGGACUCAUCAUCAUUCAUCCCGAUACACUGCUGUCUGGUACAUCAGUAGUAUCAAGUAUCCACUGUAUGCGGAGAUCUGUAUUGAGUGAAAAAUUUAAGGGUUGUGAUGACAAGAAUAUACACAUGUUAUUUGGAAGCAUCAUCCACUGUUUGUUUCAGCAGGUUCUGAAGAACAAUGUGUCAUCUGAGACUGACAUCAUGAAACAGACGGCCUCUGUGAUGCAGCUGUCCAAGUUCCUGCAUGAAAUGUACAGUCAGAAUGUUUCGGAAGCUGUUGUACUUGAGGAAAUAAAGAAGUAUGUUCCGCCUCUGAUGAAAUGGUUGCGAAUGCACACAGCAUUAAACAGAGAAACGGCAGCAAAUAGUGUGAAUAAUGUGCAAGUUUGUAAAAUUCAAGAUAUUGAAGAAAAUAUUUGGUCUCCAAGAUAUGGAAUUAAAGGAAAAAUUGAUCUCACUGUUGAUGUAAAGAUUCAGAGGGAAAAGUCUCGGAUUGAGAAGAAAGUUAUUCCACUUGAGCUGAAGACUGGAAAAACAACAUACUCCAUUGAACACACGGGACAAGUGACUCUAUACUCCAUGAUGAGCUCCGAUCGCCGUGACGACCCGGAAGAAGGGUUGCUGUUGUACCUGAAGGAUCCUGACAUGAAGCUAAUUCCGGUGAAGCAGGACAACAAGAGAGGUCUUAUACAGUUGAGAAAUGAAAUAGCGUACUAUCUGAGUCAGCAGGUUGUUAGUUCGUCAUGUGAUGACCAUGUGACCUAUCAGUCUGUCCGUCUGCCACCACCAAUCAACAACUCGAGAAUGUGUGCCAGAUGUCCACAAGUUUUCAACUGUGCUGCCUAUCUAAAAACCCUUGAACAGUUGAAUCUUGACGAGAAGCAUGCCAUGUCCGGUCUUGUGAGUGUCACCUUGUCCCACCUGACGAGAGAACAUCUCGAGUACUUCACUCACUGGUGUCUGUGUCUCGAUCUCGAGGCUCGCGAUGGCCAGCAGACCAAGAUCAAAGAUAUUUGGUGUAAAUCCAGUAUUGAAAGGGAAUCUGACGGUGACUGUCUCAGUGGCAUGGUGAUAUUGAAGACCGAGGUGGGAAACAUAACAGACAGUCAGUUUUUUUCCGAAGGGACAAGCUGUCUCAUAACAUUCAAACGAUCGCAGGGAUAUAACAGUUUUUCAAAGACACCAGUGAACACAGUGGGCCUGUCAACAAAUGACAGCAUCGCAAUCAGCACAGACGAUGGACGUCUCCUGGUUCUCUGUACUGGAAUCAUUAGAAACAUGUCGGAAUAUACAGUUCAAGUUGUUGUAGACAGAGACAACUUCCACGUGGAUGAGGAACUGAGCGGCCAGGUGUUCCGACUGGACCGGUGCGACAACUUCAACACUCUCGGCUACCUCUACACCAACCUCUCCAAACUGAUGGCAGUCGACCAGCACAGAACUCGACUGCGAGAACUGAUCAUUGAUAAGAAGAAGCCAGAAUUCCAGCUAACAAUGUCAAAAGGAAUGAUAGAAAAAGUUAAAUCUGUGUUUAAGUCGUUGAACAAGCCACAAAAGACUGUCAUACUGAAGGUUUUAAUGAGUAAAGACUAUGUGCUUGUGAAAGGAUACCCUGGCACAGGUAAAACUUCAACGAUUGUUGCUCUUGUACGUAUACUCUACCUGCUGGGCCAGUCUGUUCUUUUGACCAGCUACACACACUCCGCUGUCGACAACAUUCUUCUCAAACUGAAAAAGGACAAUAUUCCAUUCCUUCGUCUCGGUCGACUAGGAAGAAUUCACAAAGCUAUUCACCCUUUUGCCGUGGAAACUCUCACUGCCAACAUAACCAGGGUGGCUGAUUUGAGAGAUUUCUAUGCAUCUCAGAAAAUAGUAGCUACCAGCUGUCUGGGAACAAACCAUUCCCUGUUCAGUCAGCGGAAGUUUGAUGUGUGUAUUGUUGACGAGGCGUCACAGGUCCUGCAGUCCGCCUGUCUCGGUCCGUUGUUCAGCUCCGAUAGAUUCGUCUUGGUUGGAGACCCUCAACAACUUCCUCCCAUAGUACAAAGCAGAGAGGCAAGAAACCUUGGGAUGUCUGAGAGUCUGUUUGUUCGGCUGGAUGACACGGGAGCCACCUUCGAUCUCAAUCUUCAGUACAGAAUGAACAAGACUAUUAUGCAGCUGACAAAUGAACUGGUUUAUGACGGAGCUCUCAAGUGUGGAAGUACAGAAGUUGCUGACAGUUUGGUGAAUUUCCCGCAUGUUGGACAACUUCAGAAGCAAGUGUUGUGGAUUCAGAAAGCACUGGCACCUGUUCUGGAGAGGUCUGCAGUUUUCUUGGACACUAAACAGGUUCCUGCCACGGAGAUAAAUGACAAGAAAGGUCUUAUUAGAAACGAGACAGAGGCUGCCCUGGUGAUUUGUCUUCUCAAAGCACUUCUGAUGGUUGGGAAAGAUGCAGAGAGCAUUGGGGUUAUUGCUCCGUACAGAAACCAGGUGAAGUUUCUCCAGCAGAGUCUACUCCAUGAGGAUCUGCCGGCGGUGGAAGUGAACACGGUUGAUCAGUACCAGGGCCGCGACAAGGAUGUCAUCAUCAUAUCCUUCGUUAGGAGUCAGAGUCAGGACUUCUCCAACAAGACUGGUGAACUGUUAAAGGAUUUACGAAGACUCAAUGUGUCGAUUACUCGAGCCAGACACAAACUGAUCCUGAUUGGUGAUCUCAGUACAUUGUGUCACUACCAGCCACUGGAAAAGCUGAUUAGCAUAAUGACAGCCAACCAGCAGAUCAUUCAGCUUCCUGAAGAUGCACAUUUACAACAUAGCAAAUAGUCUUGUGGAAUCCAUUCUGUGUUUGCAUUUGAAACAAAAUGGACUUUUUGAGCCGAUUCAGAUAAGCUGUUUGCAAUUUGUUGCUGCUUGUAAUGGUCACAUUGGGUGUUGAAGCUGCACUGAUGAUCAAAACAAUAAUUUGUUGCAAUAUGAAAUUUAUGUUCUUCCUGGAUGUAUUAUGAACCUGCAUAGUAUGGUGACUGAAAGUGAAAAACAGGUCUACCAUUUUCAUCAAAAUUGUAAAUACACAUAAUUGUACAUUUGACUAUUGUCAGGUCCAGCAUCAUCAAGUUGCAGUUAUAAACUGACUUCAAUAAUAAAUAAAAAUUAUAAUUACUGUAUAAUACUAUUUGUAAUUUAAGAAUGACCUAUCUCAGGCUCCAUUUUAUCAUGUCUACAAUUGUGAAAUAUAUAGGGAAUAUCUGGUUACUGUCUUAAAGUCACACGCCCUAGUUUCAGCCCGCGAAAAUUAAUUAUAAUUUUGGUUAAUCUACAAAACUGUAACACACUUAGAUCACGUUUUUAUAAAAUAGAGUGAAAAA
This is a messenger RNA of Gigantopelta aegis, 5478 nucleotides long. RefSeq names its product DNA replication ATP-dependent helicase/nuclease DNA2-like. Gene Ontology annotation, molecular function: 5'-flap endonuclease activity; single-stranded DNA helicase activity. NCBI's taxonomy places the organism in Eukaryota, Metazoa, Mollusca, Gastropoda, Neomphalida, Peltospiridae. The transcript has 30 exons. The record is from RefSeq and is a predicted model, not a curated record. The coding region runs from base 5 to 4936 and encodes 1643 amino acids. Gene Ontology annotation, biological process: replication fork reversal. Gene Ontology annotation, cellular component: cytoplasm.